Messenger RNA from Zingiber officinale, 2541 nucleotides. RefSeq names its product probable protein phosphatase 2C 4. The coding region runs from base 375 to 2351 and encodes 658 amino acids. NCBI's taxonomy places the organism in Eukaryota, Viridiplantae, Streptophyta, Magnoliopsida, Zingiberales, Zingiberaceae. Gene Ontology annotation, biological process: protein dephosphorylation. Gene Ontology annotation, molecular function: protein serine/threonine phosphatase activity. The record is from RefSeq and is a predicted model, not a curated record. The transcript is spliced from 4 exons.
AGAAGAUCAUUAGUCGCCUGCGACUGCGACAGAUCUUCGUCCAUUUCGGGGGAGGCAAAACCGUCGUUGACAUCGCGCCAUUGACUGCCCUGCCGAUUCUUUUAAUUCCUAACCCGAGACUUUGGUUUGCGGAACCAGCACUCGUAGUCAACUCCUCGACGAGAUUUUCUCCAAAGAUUUCGACUGCCCCACCACCACCACCACUACCACAUGCAGUUAAGUCAACUCUCCUCCUCCUCUCUCUCUCUCUCUCUUUCGAUCACGCACACCACCACCUAAUCCUUUUUCUUUCUCGCUCACUCACCAUCCACUAUCCGCCUCCUUUACCUUCUCCUCCUCCUCCGGCCGGCGCUCUUCGUUUCGGAUUUCGCGAGAUGGGAAACUGCUGCGCGAGGUUGACCUGUUUCUCCUGCUGUUGCGGCAGGCCCCCUUGCGGCGGCCGCCGCCGUCUCCGACACGUGGCAGAUACCUCCGACUUCUACGAUGAGUAUUUUGGUCACUCGUUCUGCUACGUUCGUCCUGAUUCGGCUUGCGGCGGCGGGGGCGGCGGCGGCGGAUUCUCCUCUUCCGCCGCUGUCGCCCCUGCUGCGGCAUCAUCCAAGGUUCACCACUCGGAAGAGACGACCACCUUCCGUACUAUAUCCGGCGCGUCCUUGAGCGCAAACCCGUCCACGCAGCUCUCCACCGCAGCUCUCCUGGUGGACCCUGCCGGCGAAUGCGGCGCCCCGGCCUCUGCUGCCUUCGAGAGCUCCACGUCCUUCUCCGCCUUCGCGCUCCAGCCGUUUCCCCGCUUCUCCGGGCCGCUUUCCGGCCCUAUCGCCGGCGCUGCGGACAGAGGAUUUAUGUCCGGUCCCAUCGAGCGCGGGUUCAUGUCCGGGCCGCUUGAUCACCGCGCCGCUCUCUUCUCCGGCCCCGUCGAAAAUCCGCCUUCCAUCCCCGCUCAGCUCCGCCGCAGUAUCUCCCACAGCUUCUCCCGACCCCGCCGCCUAGCAGCCGCCACCUCCCUUCUCCGCGGCCUCACCAAAGCCAUCUCCCGCACCAUAUCCUCCACCGUUCCAGCCGAAAGAUCCAUCAAGCCGCCCAAAGUUCCCGCCUUGGUGGCUGAGGGAGUUCCAAUUCCACGGCCAGAUUCGCCGGAUUCACCGGCAGGCAACCUGGAGUGGGCUCAGGGAAAAGCAGGGGAGGACCGAAUCCAUGUCGUCGUCUCGGAGGAGCACGGUUGGCUCUUCGUAGGCAUCUACGACGGCUUCAACGGUCCCGACGCCACCGAUUACCUCCUUUCGAAUCUCUAUUUCGCCGUGCACCGAGAGCUCAAGGGGCUGCUGUGGGACGACCAAGAAGGCACUCUUUCCCAUCUCCUCUCCAAGCCGCUCGGCGCCGUCCCUGUUUACCCCGCGGAAUUCGGAUGCUGCAGAGCCGGAGAGCAGAGCGACACUUGCGAGUGGCAAAGGGAGCACUACAAUUCGGAUCCUGAGGGCCGGCGCAAGGAUCGGGAGGUCAACCAUUCUCAAGUGCUCAAGGCUCUGUCUCGUGCUCUGAAGAAGACGGAGGAAGACUACUUAGACGUCGCCGACAAGAUGAUCACCGAGAACCCUGAGCUCGCGUUGAUGGGAUCAUGCGUUCUGGUGAUGCUGCUAAAGGGGGAGGACGUCUACCUGAUGAACGUCGGGGACAGCCGCGCGAUUUUGGCACAAAAGUCGGAUUCUGAUUUCUGGACUGCGAUUUCGCCGGCGAAGCCCAAGCUGGAUCUCCGCAAGAUCAACGAAGAUAUCGCAAGCGAUGUGGAAGUAUUUUACGGGUGCCCAAAUUUAUCAGCCACGCAACUGACCGUCGAACACAGCACUUGUAUCGAAGAGGAAGUUCAUAGGAUCAAGAAUGAGCACCCUGACGAUUCCUCGGCGAUCGCAAAUGAUCGCGUGAAAGGAUCAUUGAAGGUUACACGAGCCUUCGGCUCCGGCUUCCUGAAACAGCCCAAGUGGAACAAUGCACUGCUCGAGAUGUUCAGAGUCGACUACGUUGGAUCCUCUCCAUACAUCACUUGCAAUCCAUUUUUAUGCCACCAUAAGCUUGGUCCCAAGGACAAGUUCUUGAUACUAUCCUCUGACGGACUCUACCAGUAUUUUACUAACGAAGAAGCAGUCGCUCAACUCGAAAUGUUCAUUGCCACAACGCCUGAAGGGGAUCCUGCUCAGCAUCUGGUUGAAGAAGUCCUUUUUCGUGCCGCAAAGAAAGCAGGGAUGGAUUUCCAUGAAUUGCUUGAGAUUCCGCAAGGUGACCGACGGCAAUACCAUGAUGAUAUUUCCAUCAUUGUGAUCUCUUUGGAAGGGCAAAUAUGGAGAUCUUGUGCCUAAAUGAAGGUGCAGCUGAGAGAGUAAAAUUAUAGAGAACCACAGAGAGCUAACAGCUUCUCUGUUUUUGUUUUUCCAAGUAGCCAUUGUUGCAUUCCGGAGGAAGCUUUGGAGGAGAAGACUCGGUGUUCAUGUAUAGUCCAGUUCAACUUCUGUGAUUAUCUAUAUAUAUAUAUAUACAUAUAUUGAAUCA